This is a messenger RNA of Dibothriocephalus latus, 201 nucleotides long. The record is from the annotation of a GenBank genome assembly. Lineage: Eukaryota; Metazoa; Platyhelminthes; Cestoda; Diphyllobothriidea; Diphyllobothriidae.
GUCAGACAAAUAUUUGACCGAUUGGAUGUUGACGGAUCGGGAAAAAUAACCGAGAAUGAAAUUGACCAGCUUACAGAGGAAGGCGUUCCUUCUGCUAUGGUGGAACAUAUCAGGGGUUGGCUGAGGGCUAACGAUGUCAACAAAGAUGGCGAAUUUGACUUCAGGGAAUUUUUGGGCGCGGUGGCUUCACUGAAUAUCUAA